CCGGGUAACGCCAUUUUCACGCACCGCGCAGUCAGUCAGUCAUCCAGCCAGUGGACCAGGGAGCUGUCAGCUUCACCGGCGACUCGUCAACUUUUAAUUCAACCCCAUGAAGCCGCCAUCAAGUUAGUUUUACGGACUGCCAUGGAACUUAAGGACAACAUGGUUUUCUGUAUUUAUGGCUCCGACUAAAGCCAGUGUUUUGACAGUUAGCCGGUUAGCUAUGUAGCUAGCUGGUCAUUAUAUAUUAACGGCGGUUGAUGCAGUGAAACCCAGAGGAACAUAUCCCAUUCGAAGACACUUUGGAUAUUGUGUUUUAAAAGUUACAUACUCUAUUUAUCGGCUGGAGUUGUACCUUUAAAGCAACACCAGUUUCAUUUAAAAAAUAAGUGAUUUGGACGUCAAAAAGGCGAGAUAAAUUGACGUUACAUUGAAGCUACUUUGGAAACGGAUGUCCCAGAGAACGAAUGCGUGAGGACAUGUCCACCAUGGUGUGCGUGAAGGAGGAGGAGGACCCUGGGGAGAAGCUUUCCCAGGAAGAGAUCAUCUCCCGGACCAAGCAGGUGAUCCAGGGGCUGGAGGCCCUGAAGCAGGAGCACCACUCCAUCCUGGACGGCCUGCUGGGCACGCUGCGCUGCCUGAAGCAGGAGGAGGAGGGCGUCCUGGUGGAGGAGAAGUCCCACAUGAUCCGCAAGUCCAUGGAGAUGCUGGAGCUGGGGCUGAGCGAGGCACAGGUUAUGAUGGCGCUGUCGAGCCACCUGAGCUCGGUGGAGUCGGAGAAGCAGAAGCUGCGGGCUCAGGUGCGCCGGCUCUGCCAGGAGAACCAGUGGCUGAGGGACGAGCUGGCCGGGACGCAGCAGAAACUGCAGAAGAGCGAGCAGAGCGUCGCACAGCUGGAGGAGGAGAAGAAGCACCUGGAGUUCAUGAACCAGCUGAAGAAGUACGACGAGGACUUGUCCCCAUCUGAUGAGAAGGACUCUGAUUCCAGUAAAGAGAAUCUGGAUGAUCUCUUCCCAGAUGACCACGACGACCAAGCUCCAGGCAUCCAGCCGUCUCAUGGCAGUGCUGCAGCAGCGGCUGCUCAGCAGGGGGGCUACGAGAUCCCGGCCCGCCUGAGGACCCUGCACAACCUGGUGAUCCAGUACGCCUCGCAGGGCCGCUACGAGGUGGCCGUGCCGCUCUGCAAACAGGCCCUGGAAGACCUGGAGAAGACCUCUGGACACGACCACCCAGACGUGGCCACCAUGCUCAACAUCCUCGCCCUUGUUUACAGGGAUCAGAACAAAUAUAAGGAGGCAGCCAACCUGCUGAAUGAUGCUCUGGCCAUCAGAGAGAAGACCCUCGGCCGGGACCAUCCAGCUGUCGCUGCCACACUUAAUAACCUGGCUGUCCUGUAUGGGAAGAGGGGGAAGUACAAGGAAGCAGAGCCCCUGUGCAAGAGGGCGCUGGAGAUCAGAGAAAAGGUGCUGGGGAAGGACCACCCGGAUGUGGCCAAGCAGCUGAACAACCUGGCCCUGCUGUGUCAGAACCAGGGCAAGUACGAGGAGGUGGAGUACUACUACAUGAGAGCGCUGGAGAUCUACCAGACCAAGCUGGGUCACGACGACCCCAACGUGGCCAAGACCAAGAACAACCUGGCGUCAUGUUACCUGAAGCAGGGCAAGUUCAAGCAAGCUGAGACGCUGUACAAAGAAAUCCUGACCCGCGCUCACGAGAGGGAGUUCGGCUCUGUUGAUGAUGAGAACAAACCAAUUUGGAUGCAUGCUGAGGAGAGAGAGGAACAAAGCAAGGGCAAGCAGAAGGACGGCUCACCUUUUGGGGAGUACGGAGGCUGGUACAAAGCCUGCAAAGUGGACAGCCCCACAGUGACGACCACCCUGAAGAACCUGGGCGCCCUCUACAGGCGGCAGGGCAAGUUCGAGGCGGCCGAGACCCUGGAGGAAGCUGCCAUGCGCUCCAGAAAGCAGGGUCUGGACACCGUGCAUAAGCAGCGCGUGGCGGAGGUCCUGAGCGAGCCCGAGGCCCGCGAGAAGCAGCGGAGCCGCGAGAGCUUGACCUCCGACACGGUGAAGUACGAGAGCGGGCCGGACGGUGGCGAGGAAGCAUAACUCCAGAUGCCUUGUAAUGGUUCUGAAUAAACUUGUCUUCUGCAUGACGGACGCCUCGCCUCCACGCUUCAGCUUUGCCGUUUUCUUCAGCUCUGACUCCCCUCCCCCCCCCCCCCCAUCUCUCUAUCUUAUUCUCCUCCCCCACCUCUGGGUGUCUUGACGGGGAUCCUUCACUAACCGGAGCUAUAAUGUUAAUAAACCCCUCUUUGUGCUGGGUUUUGUGGGAAAUGUGAGGCAGCUUGUGUGUCUAAAUCCAACGUUGUGCUUCCGUAUCUGUCUUGAAGCGUUGUAUUGGACUGUGUGUUUCUGCUGUGGGGGGGGAAGAGACCGGGGGGAUGUUUCUUUAUAUCAACACUAAACUCUUCUCAUGUUGUUCCUGCUGUCCUUUAUCUCUGCUUCCUCUCUUUCUGUCCCUCUCUGCUGUCUUUAAACGUUCACAUUGGCAGUAGACUCAUAGAUAGGCUGUUUGGGGUGAAUGUGUAAAGGAGAUCAACAGUACGCCCUUAAACCAAAUCUCUGCCUGCUACCUUGUUCUUUUAAAGCCCAACUCUCUCCAUGUUUCACCUGAACACCCAAACAACAAUUGCUAUGUUAUUUGAUUACUUGGAGCUUUAAACAAUGAGGCAACAUCUGAUACCAAAGCACCACAAGUGUGUAUAUAUUUCAACAUAUAAUAUAGUAACCUUUUAUGUGUAUUUACUGUGUCUUAGCCAUUGCUUCAUCAUAUCAUUAGUGACCUCCUGAGCAUCUGCUAGAGUGAUGUGAAAAAUGAAAGUAAUAUAGAACUUCAUUAGUCAAUGGACACAGAAGUGACGAAUCAUAUCAGUCAGUUGUCAAAAACUGCCAAAAAUGUGUUUAAUCUCUGAAAUGCGAGGAUUUGCCUCUGAAAUCUAUCAGUUGUUUCUGUCUUUAUUAAGAUAAAAACAAUACAUUGAUUAAUACAACAACAAAAUGGGAGAACGUAUAUCACUAAAAUAAGGAAUGGAUAGUAUAAACUUCACACCAUGUUAACGGCAACAUCCUCUUUAUGUCACUCUAAACAAAUACAACCUUUAUUCCAGGUUUGAAAUGGUCAGAGUUAUACUUUGAACACUAACUUCUCUCUCUCUCUCUUUCUCUUUCUCUUUCUCUUUCUCUUUCUCUUUCUCUUUCUCUUUCUAUCCGUGAAGUCUCUCAGUUUAACUCAGCAUUUACACCUAACCUUCAUUAGUGGUGACUCACAGCUCAGUGUGACUCUUAACAUGCUGUAAAUAACAUCAGCGUUUCUCGUCAGCAUGAUCGAGAAGAAGCACCGUGGAUUGUGGCUCUGUUAGAGUUUAGUCUUUAGUCUCUGCUGCGUGUCAUCUGUUCACAAUGAAAUCAGAAUAAACUAACGUUGAAAACUUAACAAGAGGACACGUUAAAAGGGAUAGGAUUCAUGCACGAUCUGAUUAACUUCAAUAGAAUAGAGGUUAUCUGAUAAAUGUGACAUUUCCCACUUAAUGUCAGUUUGUAGGGAAAUGAAAUGAAGCUUUUGUCCUGAACAUAGUGCAUCGCGCCUGUUACCUUCUGUAUAUCUCUGUAAAUACAUAUCAGCGUGGGCGCACUAAUAUUGCAUUUGUUUGAAAUCUGGGAAAUAAAAUAGUCUUCUUGUCUCUGUUUCUUUGCUCUGGCUAAUAACCUUUCUGCGUGUCCUUCCUGUCCUGUGUGCAUCUUACAGUUUGUCUUUCUUAACUUCUAAUAAAAUCUAAACUCUUUGCUCACCUGAAA
Messenger RNA from Trematomus bernacchii (emerald rockcod), 3854 nucleotides. It is a transcript of the gene klc1a, whose product is annotated as kinesin light chain 1a. Lineage: Eukaryota; Metazoa; Chordata; Actinopteri; Perciformes; Nototheniidae. Gene Ontology annotation, cellular component: membrane-bounded organelle; cytoplasm; kinesin complex. The record is from RefSeq and is a predicted model, not a curated record. Gene Ontology annotation, molecular function: kinesin binding. Gene Ontology annotation, biological process: axo-dendritic transport. The transcript is spliced from 14 exons. Bases 465 to 2105 code for a protein of 546 amino acids.